Molecule: messenger RNA, 2121 nt
Organism: Exophiala xenobiotica
Lineage: Eukaryota; Fungi; Ascomycota; Eurotiomycetes; Chaetothyriales; Herpotrichiellaceae
Exons: 9
Coding region: 1-1908 (635 amino acids)
Source: RefSeq, a predicted model, not a curated record
AUGGCCAUUAUUACUUUGGUGUCCUUCUUUGUAUUCGUUUGUGCGUGCGUCGCCCGUCCUGGCUAUGAGCGCAACGGCAAGCCCUAUGCAGCUGCUCUUCAAGCCCGGCAGGCCGGAGGAAACUUCAGUUCUGCACUACAAGUGGAUCUGGGCUACGAGGUAUAUCAGGGAGUGUUCAACAGCACUUCCGGGAUCAACGUCUGGAAAGGCAUUCGGUUCGCGGCACCACCCACGGGUUCCAACAGAUGGCAGGCACCGACAGCGCCACAAGUGAACAGAUCCUCGGUCAUCAGUGCAAGCAGUUUUGCUCCAUUUUGCCCUCAAGGGCCCGAUGCAAGCACCAGAAUCAACACUGUCAAUCAGACUGGUGCGAGCGAGGACUGUCUAUUUCUCAAUGUCUAUUCACCUAGCAAUGCUACCGGUCCACUGCCGGUGCUGGUCUGGAUCCAUGGUGGAGGGUAUGGGGGUGGUAAUGGACGGCAAGAUCUGUCAACAAUCAUCAACGCAAAUGGGAACAACUUUGUUGGCGUCGCAAUCCAAUAUAGGUUGGCAGCAUUCGGCUUCCUGGCCUCGGACGAGGUCUUCCGCAAUGGCGUGGUGAAUGCUGGCAUUCUCGACCAGCACUUCGCAUUGCAGUGGGUGCAGUCAUACAUAGGCCUGUUCGGCGGGAACGCUUCGCAAGUUACCAUUUCCGGAGAGAGCGCUGGCGGCGGAUCAGUUAUGCUUCAAGACAUGGCUUACGGCGGAAGCCAAGGAACAUCAUUGUUCGUGAAUACCAUUGCCGCUUCUCCCUACCUGCCGAUGCAAUAUGGAUAUAAGGAUUGGGUUCCUUCCCAGUCAUUCUACGCAUUUGCCACUAAAGCCGGCUGCCCUCCCAGUCUUCCUUAUGGUGCUCAUCCGCAAACAAUCUUUGAGUGCCUCCUCGAUAAGGACACAGACACCUUGAUCAAUGCAAGUGCCACGAUCUCCGAAUCAGGAAACUACGGUACUUGGGCUUUUCUUCCUGUCACCGACGGAAUAUUUAUCCAAGAUCUGCCCAGUCAGCAACUUCUCCGUAAGCGCGUCAACGGGGUCAAUGCACUUAUCGGCAACAACGCCGCAGAAGGACCGUCCUUCGUUCCUCAGAAUAUCACGAGCGAAGACGAUCUUGUAGCGUGGCUGCAACUGACUUUCCCUCUUUUUACCAACGACGACAUCGCCAAAGUCCUGCUGUACUACCCCAGCUCCAACGCCUCGACGGAUCCGAAUGCGCCGCUGUACGCAACUUCGGGAGAGUCUGGACCGAGUGCGCUGAACCAAAGCUCCAUUGGCACGGGUCAGCAAGAGAGAGCGGACAACAUCUACGCCGAAACAACCUUCGUGUGUCCGUCAUACUGGAUGGCCGAGGCGUACAGCGACCGGGGUCGGACGUCUUUCAAGUAUCAAUUCUCCGUGCCGCCAGCGCUGCAUGGCUCUGAUGUCAGUGGAUGUACGUCGUUAUCCCUUCCCAAUUUUCCUAAAAGUUCGCAACUGAUCAGGAUGCCGCAAAGACUUUGGUCCGGCGGCAGCCAAUAUCGGCCCAGACCUAGCACUUGCUUUCCGACAGAUCUGGGGCAAUUUCAUAACCACGAACAAUCCGAGCAUCUCCUCCAGUGUUGCGAAUGGUGCGUCUUCGGGAAUGCGGCUUCGGCGAACGAUGCAAGCAAUUGGCCACCCUUCACAAUCUAUGCUCCAUACCAGAUCAAUCUGAACGAGACCGGAGGGACACCUUUCUCGAUGAACAUCACACAAAUAGGGCAUAAUAUUACGGAGUUCGGCCAACCAGGUUUGCAGAACGACAUCACGCUCGUCAAUGCUUGGACUUGGGAGGCCGGCAGAGGAUACAGGUGUGACUUUUGGCGUAGUAUGGCAGCCAUUGUCCCUGAGUGAUAUUUACACAUGAAGAUUGUUGGAAUUCAUGCUGGAAUAGCUCCAUUUGAUGCUGAAAUACCGGGUAACACCUGUACUUGCAAAGCCUUGUGCCCGAGACUCAGCCUUGCCCCUGUGAGCCUUCUUGGCCCUGAGUCCUUUCGGGCCCCUAUACAUAGAGGGUGCCGAUUGCCCCUUUUCUCAACGGGGUUUCCCGCGGCACUUCAAUGGCCC